AAGUGUUCGAGUCAAGCAGCCCUCGUCUCUUUGCUGGUUACUCUAGGAAGGUAGAAAUGGUGUCCGUUGGGUGGAGGAAAAUGUCUCUUCUUUGCUGCCUUCUUCUCUGCAAUGUGGCCAGGACUUCAGCUGGUAGCAAGAGGCAUUUCCCUAAUUCAGCCAUAAAACCGGGAUCUCCUAUCGCUGUCAAGACCAACGACCCAGGAGUUCAGAGAGCUGCUAGGUUUGGUGUUUACAGAUACAACAACAGUUCAAAUGACAUCUUUCUAUUCAGAGAAUUUCGCAUAAACAAAGCCAUGAGGCAGGUUGUGAGAGGGGUGAAAUACAAAAUCGAUGUUGAUAUCUGCCGGACAGUAUGCAGCAAAAGGAUACAUCCCGAGCCCGACUUGGACAGAUGUGAUUUCCAGAGGAAAAAGACACUGAGACAAACAUUCAGAUGCUAUUUUGAAGUUUGGAUCACCCCCUGGCUGCAUCAAGUCGAAGUCCCAGUCUCCCUCUGUCAAUAACCUCCCCCUAAUACAGGCGAUGGACUCUGUUUUUGUAAAUGUUGUUCUGCGACAAAAUCGUCAUUAAAGAUGCUGGUCUGUAAA
Podarcis muralis (Common wall lizard) is the source of this 590-nucleotide messenger RNA. RefSeq names its product cystatin-F-like. Gene Ontology annotation, cellular component: lysosome; late endosome; endoplasmic reticulum. Lineage: Eukaryota; Metazoa; Chordata; Lepidosauria; Squamata; Lacertidae. Gene Ontology annotation, molecular function: cysteine-type endopeptidase inhibitor activity. The record is from RefSeq and is a predicted model, not a curated record. Gene Ontology annotation, biological process: immune response; negative regulation of microglial cell activation; positive regulation of myelination.